AUGGGGGUUAUCUGCGCUGCUGCAUACCUUAUCGUCAUGUUUGUCUUCAUCCCAUUCCCAUUCAUUGAGUGGAUUGGAGCAGAGAAUGCCUUCCCUCAUACGAAAUUCCUUGCAUUUCUGUCUGCAUUGAUUUCUAUAUGUACCGCCAUUCUGUUGGGAUUCGCUGAUGAUGUACUAGACCUGAAAUGGCGCCACAAAUUGGCUUUUCCUACCCUUUCGUCCUUGCCUAUUCUCAUGGUCUACUAUGUGUCAGGAAGUUCGACUACGGUGAUAAUACCUUCCGUUGUGCGUACACUGCUAUCUUCCAUUGUUCCUACGUCCAUUUUCCCAACUAUUCCUGCCUGUAUUGACAUAAAUAUCUUCUACUAUGUGUUUAUGUGCAUGGUAGUGGUCUUCUGUACCAAUGCCAUCAACAUUCUUGCUGGGAUAAAUGGACUUGAAAGUGGACAGGCAAUCGUAAUAGCCGUUAGUGUGGUGGCCUUCAACCUGGUGCAGGCACGUAUUUGUCAUGUUCCAUGUUCGUGCUGCAAUUCUAGUAAACAAGAAAGUAUUUUCCAGAUAAGCCGCUUGGAUGAAUGCUGGGACCAUAUGUUGUCGUUAUAUUUCCUUAUACCUUUUCUCGCUUGUACACUGGCCCUUUUCCAGUUCAACAAUUAUCCUGCACGUGUAUUUGUUGGUGAUACCUUCUGCUACUGGGCAGGAAUGACACUUGCUGUUGUAUCUAUCCUAGGUCAUUUCAGCAAAACGAUGAUCCUAUUCCUAAUUCCGCAGGUAUUCAACUUUCUAUACUCCAUUCCACAAUUAUUCAAACUGGUACCGUGUCCAAGACAUCGCCUGCCGAAAUACGAUGGGGCAACGGAUACGGUUGAUAUGAAGCGUUGCUCAAUUCAAAGAAAAAGACUUGAAGUUGCUGGAUGGCAAGAAAUCAACAAUCUAACCAUUUUGAAUCUGGUGCUGAAGUUCACUGGUCCACUCCACGAGCAGACUCUUACUAACGUUCUUCUUUCAAUUCAAGUGAUUUGUUCCGUUUUCGCAUUUUUCGUUAGAUUUUAUCUUGCAUCGUUUCUUUAUGAUGUCGUAUAUUGA
Molecule: messenger RNA, 1086 nt
Organism: Cooperia oncophora
Lineage: Eukaryota; Metazoa; Nematoda; Chromadorea; Rhabditida; Trichostrongylidae
Source: the annotation of a GenBank genome assembly